This is a messenger RNA of Cokeromyces recurvatus, 1243 nucleotides long. RefSeq lists its product as uncharacterized. The coding region runs from base 80 to 799 and encodes 239 amino acids. The record is from RefSeq and is a predicted model, not a curated record. NCBI's taxonomy places the organism in Eukaryota, Fungi, Mucoromycota, Mucoromycetes, Mucorales, Mucoraceae. The transcript is spliced from 6 exons.
GUUAACGCCCAAAAGAAAAUGGCCUAGCCAGCAAUAAAUAUAAAAACAGAAAUUAUCAUAGGGUUACAUAAUUUUCACUAUGGAUAGAGUUAGUGAAGCAGCUGCCCAUGAUUUAGCUGAAGUCAGAAAACUUGUUGAAGGCAUGAAUGCUCUUGUUAAUAGUCAACAAAAAAUAGAAUCAGAAAAACAACAGAAACUUUUAAAACAAAAACAAAAGGCACAACAAAAACAACGAGCUCGAAGAGAAUCAUUAACUCCACAACAUGUUGUUUCUCCUGAAUGUAAAAAUGAAUUACAGCAGCAUGACCCGAUCAUUCAACCUUCUUCACAAGAUAUGUCCAGCAAUGACCACUCACCACAGUCAUCUGGCCAACAAAAACAAAUUGCCAAUGAUCAACCUACAAUGCAACUCCCCAUGACCAAUGGUGUUAUUAUUGAAGUGACCCAUUUAGGAUUCACUCGUACAUUAUAUUUUCAAUUAUCACUUGAAACAACAAUUGAACCAUUAAUAGCUUGGCUAAGGCUAUCAUUUUGGGAUAAUUCUAUUUCUGGCAUGGUAUUACAAUAUAAAGGGUUCGAUGGGUUAUGGAAAUGUCUUUUGAACAGAGAUGAUUCACUAAAAAGAAUAUUAAAACAAAGUCUAAAAAACAAUGUAAUACUACAAAUGAGAGUACCAAGGGAACAGGACUUAUUAAGUUCAGGAUAUACAGACAAGCGUCUUUUAGUUUUAACAAGCAAAAUGAUUAAUAAUAACUCGAUACAUUCAUCUAUAGCGAUCAAUAAAGAAGAAGGAAAGUAAUAAUGGGUUUUUGGUCAUUGCAUUAUUAGAAAAAAAAGUAAUCGAUGUCAUUUUUUUUUUUUUUUUACCUUCAAUUUCACUAAUACCAUAGCAUACCGUUUGCUUUGCUCUUUCAUACUUGAGAUAGCUACAUAAAUGUAAUAUUAUUUGAUUCCUAUUAAAAUCCCUUAUCUAUCUUCUCAUCUUUUAAAGCAUGUCUUCUUCUCCUCCAAAAGCCUGUUGAAGAAGAUCUCUUCCGCUACUUUUUAGUGGAGUGUUCAAUUAAAAAAAAAAAAAAUUGAUCUUUUAUACUACUUUCAUUUGUGCUUCCCUCCGGACAUCUCGUUCCCUUCUCUAAUAUGCUUGGUUUAUGUACUCUAUCAUGGUUCUGAUCUAUAACUUAGUUCAAUAAUAAAUAGUAUAAAUUAUAUUAUCUGAUUCUAUAUAGGUAUGAUAUCUAUUACU